UUCGCGACCGUUGAAUAUCCCUUGAUGCAGCAUCCGACCAGAUGCCGAGCAGUCAGUCGUAUUCGGUGUCUUGCCCGGUGCGGACGUGAAUCUUGAGUUCUUCUACCGGGGUUGGUCUGUCUUCUCAGAGCCUACAUCCCAGGCAGUCAUUGGCUGUCCUGGAAAUCCACCUCUUUCCUCUGUGUACGUGUUUGGUGCAAAGAGAUUAUGAAUGAAGGCAAUAAUAAUGGUGUCCGUUUGCUGAUAGUGUGCUAAGACAAGCGUGUGCGAUAGAGCAUCGGACCCGCGAGACCCACACAAGAACCUGGAUCCGUGCGCUGGAGGACGCACACGGUGUGUUGUCGGUGGUGCCCGUUGAUAAGGUUCCGCUUCGGUAACGCCCGACGACGUAGAGAUUGAAAGUGAUUUAGUGAGAAAAACACUGAUUGGAAGUGUGUGCUCUCUUGUGUGUAGGUGAUUGUGUGUAAAAACCGGUCGAUUAUCUCCGUAUGUUUCCCAAACGGAUUUAACCGCGUUUGUCUUGGCAAGUCUUAACCUUCCAAGACAAGAUACUUCCAAGUGUAAAGUGCACUCCGUUCCGUUUCGGUGUGAACCAACAAAAUGUCUGUCAGAAGUGAGGUAUUGCAAGGGUUAGUAGUGUACGCGGUGUUACUACUACUACCCUCGAUCGUACAUGCGGUGGAUCCUCGCGAUCUGUACAGCUACGCGAACGAAGCCAGCGAGGUGUUGCCGCGAGGUGAUGAAGAGUUCCAGUACAUGGAUCUGGACAUGCCAGCUUACUUCUACAACGAAAAAUACGACCGUGUUUACAUCAACACCAACGGCAUCCUGUCGUUCGGUGGCGAGCUGGUCGGCUUCCUCAAUCUACCCUUCCCGCUCGGCAACCCGCUGAUCGCGCCGUUCUACGCGAACGUCGACACAACCCUGCCGAACGAUACGGCCACGAUCGUGUACUUCAAGUCGCGCGAUCCCACCCUGCUCCACCGCACGACCGAGCUGGUGCGGGACAACUUUGGCAGUCUACUGGCCCGGACCGGGGACUUCGAGGCGCUGCAGGUGUUCGUCGCGACCUGGGAGCACGUGGGACACUACAGCAUGAAGAACGAGGUGCAGAACUCGUUCCAGGUGGCGAUCAUACAGGGCGCGACGGACACGUUCGUGCAGUUCCUGUAUCCGGAGGAGGGCAUCAACUGGAUCCAGGGUGAUACCGGCGAUAGUGGCCUGCCGGAUGUGCGUGCGCAGGCCGGCUUUGCCGCGGAAGAUGAUCGUACGUUUAUGCUGCCCGGUUCCGGUACUGAUAAUGUACGCCAUUUAACGAUUUCGUCCAACAUUAAUCAACCGGGCGUGUGGUUGUAUCACGUUGGACCGCUCGCACCGGAGGGGAAUGUGGAGCAGCCGGACCGCCAGCACGCCGAACCGAGUGAACCGCGCAGCUGCGCUGAUGGUGGCCGGUACAAGUGCCAUUCGGCGGCCUCCUGUGUCAACAGCAACUGGGGCUUCUGCUGUCAGUGCAAGUCCGGCUACUACGGAAAUGGAUUCAGUUGCGUGAAGAGUGACAUUCCCCUGCGGGUCGCUGGUAAGGUGCUCGGCAAUGUGAACGGUGAGCCUCUCGACACUCAGCUCCAAUCGUACGUUGUAAUGGUGGACGGGCGUACAUACACUGCGAUCAGUCCGCUCGAGGAGCAGCUCGGCACUGAUCUCCAGCUAACGCAAAUUCUCGGUGGUACGAUCGCGUGGCUGUUCGCCAAACCCCUUGGAAAUUCCAUGAACGGUUACCAGCUGACAGGUGGCAAGUUCAACCACACCAGCACACUGCAGUUCGAGACGGGCGAGUCGUUCUACAUCACCCAACAGUACACGGGACUGAACGUGUGGGAUCAACUCGCACUGGAUGUGCAUCUGUCCGGACAGCUACCUUCCAUUCCGGCCCUUGAGAAGCUCCAUCUGGAUGACUACUCUGUCGCGUUCCGACGGUCCGGUAAGGACCGACUGCAAGCCGUCAGUGCGCACAGCUUCCGGGUGGAGUCGCAGGCACGCAACGUCAGCUACACACUGUACCAGGACAUUACGUACGAGGGAUGCUCGGGCAAUGAGGACACCAUUGCCGGAAAGGAUGAAUCGAUGCUGAAGAUUACGCGCAUCAAUCUGGGGUACGAGCCGAGGGAGCGAGCCGUCCGGAUGGGCAUGCUGUCGAAGAUGGUGAUCGGCGAUCAGUUCAACCCGUGCGAUGAGGCCAACUGUGGGGAUAAUACGGUGUGCGUGCCGAAGCCUGACGACACUUUCGAUUGUAACUGCAAGAACGGGUUCACCUACAUCCCGUACGGUACGAGCGAUCGCAUCAACUGUGUGGACAUUGACGAGUGCUCGGGCGUUAACAUCUGUGACGAGAAUGCGCAGUGCUACAACGAGCCGGGCGGCUACAUUUGCCGCUGUAAUCCGGGCUACGAGGGCAAUGGGUACGUGUGUGAUAAAGUAGUGCCGGGUGGAUACAGCCAACCAACCUCUUCGUCGUACACGGUGUCGACGCCUGCAAGCUACGGUGGGCACAGCUACAACGAAGUGGACAGUGACCCAACUCAGGAAGAGCCGGAACAGUGUGAGCGCUGUGCCGAGUUUGCCGACUGUGUUGAGGGUCAGUGCCAGUGCCGAUCGGGAUAUGAUGGCGAUGGUGUUAGCUACUGUCACUCACUGUGCGAUCCGGAAAGCGUAUGGAACGGGGAGGAGUGCGUGAAGGAGACGUACGUUGAAGAAGAGGGAAUUGAACCGUUCUGCACGAUACUGGGCUGCACGUGCCCUACCGGCUACACGCUGAUCGAGUACGCGUUCAACCAGAUCUGCCGGCGAGUUGAGCUCGACCCGGAGGAGGUCCCCCAGGAAGGUAUGCCGCCGUGCGAUGUGGAGAACAACUGUAGCCCGCAUGCAAACUGUGAGUGGCGUGACAGCUCGUACCGGCACGAAUGUAUCUGCAACCCGGGCUACGAUGGUAAUGGGUAUACGUGCGUCGAGAAGGAAGUGUCCUGUCUGGAUGAUGAGGAGAUCUGUGACAUCCAUGCGUCCUGCACGUACAUGCUGAAUCGGAAGUCGGUGUGUGUCUGCAACAAGGGGUACGAGGGUGAUGGUCGUACGUGUCAUCUCGCGCCGGAGUGUGCGGUCGAUGACGAUUGUGGCAUGAACUCGGAGUGCCAGCAGGGUGUGUGCGUGUGUCAGGAAGGGUACGAGCGGGAUCUGUCCGACUUUUGUGUGCGCGCUGGAUCGUGCGGUGGUGCGUACUGUGCGGAGAAUGCGGUUUGCGUGAUCGAUCCGGUGCAGAAGAUACCGUACUGCCACUGUCCGCAGGGUUUCGUUGGUGACGGGGUGUCGCAGUGCCGUUCCAUUCCACCGCCGUGCAAUGUGAGGAACAACUGCGGGCUGCAUGCUGCCUGUGUGCCGAGCUAUAGAGAUCCUUCCUCGUACGAGUGUAUGUGCAAUCAGGGCUUCUUUGGCGAUGGGUUCGUCUGCACACCGGAGCGCAACUGUGCCAAUAUCCCGAGCCUGUGCGAUCCGAACGCUCGCUGCGAGUCCACUACCAACGGCUACCAGUGCAUCUGUAACGAUGGCUUCAUCGGCAACGGGUCCGUCUGCAACACCGCUCACCGGCUGGACGAUGGCUUCCUGCUCAUCAGCCAGGGUGUGGCGAACAUACGCGUCCCGCUGAACGGUGGGCUCGGGUACCCCGUCACGAUGGCGUUCAUGUCGAUCGGGCUCGAUCGGGACUGUGCCGAGGGACGCAUCUACUGGAGCGACAUUGCGGCCCAGCAGAUCGUGAGCGCCAAGUACGAUGGUACCGAUCAGAAGCCGUUCAUCACGAAGGACAUCGUGUCGCCGGAGGGUGUGGCGGUCGAUUGGAUCUCGCGCCGGCUGUACUGGACCGAUUCGGCGAAGGAUACGAUCGAGGUGGCGAGCCUGGACAAUCCGGAGCAGAGGACGGUGCUGAUUUCGAAGUUUUUGGUCAAUCCGCGCGGCAUUGCGGUCGAUCCGCAUCAGACGAAGCUGUACUGGUCGGACUGGAAUCGGGAUGGGCCGAAGAUUGAGUGGUCGAAUUUGGACGGAACGGAGCGGGAGCAGCUGGUGGGUAGUCCGCAGGUAGCUCUGCCGAACAGCAUCCAGGUGUCGAUGGCGACUGGGGAGCUUUGUUACGCUGACGCGGGAACGAAGAAGGUUGAGUGUAUUGAUACGUACAGCAGACAGAUCCGCACGAUCGCCAGCAAUCUGACGUACCCGUUCGGGUUGGCCGUUACCGAUGAUUUGUUCUACUGGACGGAUUGGAUGACUAAAAAGAUCGAAAGCAUCAACCUGUACGGUGUGCGCCAGAAGCCGAUCAACUCGCCCGUAUUUGGCAACCACAAGAUGUACGGCAUGACGGCCGUCACCGACAAGUGCCCGCUGUUCCACAGCCCGUGCGUCAGCAACAAUGGUGACUGCCCGGAGGACAAGAUUUGUCUGAUCAAUCCGCGUGCCCCUUCCGGCCGUAGCUGCAAGUGUACGCGCAACUGCAACAAUGACGUCGUAUUAGACUACUAAGAAGAAUGUGUGUACUCUAGAAGGGGGAACGGCUGUUGGUUGGUUUUGUGCUUUUCUACUGUGAGCAACCUUUACAAACAGACAAUCGGCCGUGUAGUAAUGCGUGUUUUUUUGUACUUCCCCACUUUUCCCGUUUUCCUUCCUGAAAGCUGAAACAAAAAAAAGCAAUUUAUCUUGACAUACAUUAGGAUUAGCACAGAGAGAGAGAGAGAGUGGAUGAUGAUGAUGACGAAGGUUGACGAUCGCAAUCGUGCGACGAAUGUAUGCGAAAUGGUUUGUAACGUUCGCUGCUUAAGCCGACAAUAAACUCUCUAUUACUUUAA
Messenger RNA from Anopheles coluzzii, 4883 nucleotides. RefSeq names its product nidogen. Gene Ontology annotation, biological process: cell-matrix adhesion. Gene Ontology annotation, molecular function: calcium ion binding. The record is from RefSeq and is a predicted model, not a curated record. The coding region runs from base 601 to 4560 and encodes 1319 amino acids. The transcript is spliced from 9 exons. Lineage: Eukaryota; Metazoa; Arthropoda; Insecta; Diptera; Culicidae.